Molecule: messenger RNA, 993 nt
Organism: Aspergillus calidoustus
Lineage: Eukaryota; Fungi; Ascomycota; Eurotiomycetes; Eurotiales; Aspergillaceae
Source: the annotation of a GenBank genome assembly
AUGGCCGAGCAGCGUCCUCUCGAAGUUGACAAUGAACUGCCUACCGAGGAAGAGUUGAUCGGAGACUCUCAGUCGGAAUUGACCUCCCUCAAGAGCAGUAUCCUUGAGCACCGAUACGAAAAUGGACGGCGAUACAAUGCGUUUCGGCCAGGAUCCUAUUGGGGUCCCAACGAUGAAAAGGCCCAGGAUCACCUUGACAUCGGACACCACCUCCACAACCUCCUCACAGGUGGAAGGCUUUACCUCGCGCCGAUUUCGUCUACUGUCCAAAGAGUCCUAGACAUUGGUACCGGCACUGGAAUCUGGGCAAUAGAAUUCGCAGACCUCCAUCCCUCGGCCAAGGUCAUCGGUACAGACCUCUCCCCAAUCCAGCCAACCUGGGUGCCUCCCAACGUGCAGUUCGAGGUUGACGACUGUACGGACGAGUGGGUACAUGAAAAGGACUCGUUUGAUUAUAUCCACAUUCGUGGGAUGUAUGGGUCUAUUGCUGAUUGGGAUGCGCUGUAUAAGACAAUUCACAGCCACUUAAAACCCGGCGGCUACAUCGAGCACUGGGAACAAUCCGUGCAGGCCAAAUCCGACGAUGGAACAACAGCCGGAACGGUCUACGAAGAAUGGGCGGAGCUCGCGCACCGCGCCGGCGAUGCUUUCGGGAAGACACUGCGGAUCGUCGACGAAUCCAAAAACCGGAUCACAAAAGCCGGGUUCGUCGAUGUUGUUGAAAAACGCUUCAAGUGUCCGCUGGGUCCCUGGGCGAGCGAUCCCAUCAUGAAGAAGAUGGGCGCGUUUAAUCGGUUGCAGCAGGAAGAGGGGCUGGAGGGGUAUGCGAUGUACUUGUAUACGACUUAUUUGGGGUGGACGCGCGAAGAGGUCGAGGUAUUGCUCGCGCGUAUGCGCAAGGCGCUGCGUGAUCCGUCGAUUCAUGCUUACCAAGAGUAUUCGGUUGUUUGGGCGAGAAAGCCGGUUCCAGGAAAAGAAGCUGGCGCUGGAUAG